This is a messenger RNA of Coffea eugenioides, 1317 nucleotides long. RefSeq names its product probable E3 ubiquitin-protein ligase RNF144A-B. NCBI's taxonomy places the organism in Eukaryota, Viridiplantae, Streptophyta, Magnoliopsida, Gentianales, Rubiaceae. The record is from RefSeq and is a predicted model, not a curated record. The transcript has 2 exons. Gene Ontology annotation, cellular component: ubiquitin ligase complex; cytoplasm. Gene Ontology annotation, molecular function: ubiquitin protein ligase activity; ubiquitin conjugating enzyme binding; zinc ion binding. Bases 96 to 1178 code for a protein of 360 amino acids. Gene Ontology annotation, biological process: positive regulation of proteasomal ubiquitin-dependent protein catabolic process; ubiquitin-dependent protein catabolic process; protein polyubiquitination.
UCCUCCCAAGUGGCGACAACAAUUGAAAACAGCCCUAAUUUAAAAUCAUUUUUCAAACCCCAUCUCACACCACCAACCACAACAGCAGCAGCAGCAUGGGGACUAAGGCCCCGGAGAUUGUGAUUCUCACCGGCGAAGAUCUUAAGAAUGGCUAUGAUGAUGACGAUGAUGCUGAUGUUUCUGUCCUGUAUGCAAAACCCUUCUCUCGCAAGGAGGGAGUCAAUCCAGAAAACCCCAUCUCAGUUGAAAGCUACUCUGAUGACAGAGACCUCCAGCUCGCCAUAAUGGCCUCUCUUCAACCUCAAUCAAAGAGUAGCAGCAGCGGUAUUGGCAUUAUUAGUAGCAGUGCAAGUGGUAAAACUAAAAGGGUCAUUGAUCUUUCCCAAGAUUACUUCAUUUGUGAUCUUGAUGAUGAUGAUGACGUUCAAUUAAUUGCCUCAUUUUCCACAACUCCAAGGAAGAAGCUUUUCACAGGCGAGUCUUCCAAUUCUAAGGCUACAGCCAACAAUGAUCAUGAUAAUGUUGAUAGCGGUGAUGUUGAUGUUACUUUUAUGUGUGAUAUCUGUGUUGAUGAAAAGCCAAAGGCUGCAUUGUUCUGCAUAAAGGGUUGCACUCAUUCUUAUUGUUCUGAGUGUAUGGCUAAAUAUGUCGCCUCAAAGUUGCAAGACAAUAUUACUAGUAUUUAUUGUCCGGUUCCUGGGUGUAAUGGGAGGUUAGAGCCUGAAUAUUGCCGGUCUAUAUUGCCUGUUCAAGUUUUUGAUAGGUGGGGUGAUGCGCUAUGUGAGGCAUUGUUAUUGGCUUCUGAGAAAUUUUAUUGCCCCUAUAAAGAUUGCUCCUCGCUUUUGGUGGAUGAUAGAGGGGGCAGUGAUGAGGCUAUUACACAUUCUGAGUGCCCGGAGUGUAGGAGAUUGUUUUGUGCAAAGUGCAGGGUACCUUGGCAUUCGGAGAUUUCCUGUGAUGAGUUUCAAAUGUUGAAUAAGGACGAAAGGGAAAGAGAGGAUAUUCUGCUAAUGAACCUGGCCAGGAGCAAGAAGUGGAAAAGGUGUCCCAAGUGCAAAAUUUUCGUUGAGAGGAUUUCCGGGUGCUUGUUUAUGAAAUGCAGGUGUAAAUACACAUUUUGUUACAACUGUGGAGCUCAAAUGGGUACUAAUCAUUACUGUGCCAAUUGUAAGCAUUAGCUUAGAUCCUUCUGCAGAUUGUGGAUGGUGGGGACAUUUUGUAUAGCAUAUAUCUUUACUGUUUUUGGCUCCCUCGGAAUAAUGAAUGAAUAGUAUCUUGGGCACAUUUUGCUGAAAAGUCUUUCCCUUUUCUUUGAUA